CGCGUGCAUCGAUUGCGGCAAGACACCACACGAACCCAUCGCACACGUAUACGAUACCACGGAGACGCAUUUGCUUGCCGUCUAUCCACACUUCACCCUCCAAUCGCUCCCAGCACCUAUACUUUCGCGCCCUCGAUCGCACCUCCGACUGCCCAACAUGGCCACAAAAGCCGUAGCAAAGGCGGCCACCGCCGCGCCCCUGGUGCAGCAAUACAUCACCUCGCAAAAAGUUGGCGUCGUCGUGUCGGCAGGGAAGAUGUCUCGCGCAGUAAAAGUCCGCGUCGCAGGCCAGGAAUGGAACAAGCUGUUCCGCAAGCACUUCCCCGCGCACAAGCACUACACGGUGUCGGACCCGAACAACUCGCUCAUCGAAGGUGAUGUCGUUCGUAUCACGUCUGGGCAUCGCACGUCGUCAACCAUCCGACACGUUGUCACCGCCAUCGUGGCGCCGUUCGGCGCGCCCGUCGAGAACAGGCCGAGGGUUCUGAGCGCCGAGGAACUGGAUCAGUUGAGGACGCAAGAGCGCUUGCUGAAGGAUGUCAGGGCAGCGGAGAGGGGGAGGGCGGCGAGUGUGCAGAGGCUGGCGCUUGCGAAGAAACAGGGAGUCAGGAUUCCGACGCUGGAGGAGGCCGUGGAGAAGCUGCGCGUGCAUGGAGAGAUUGAGAAGACAAGAGCGGCGAGCACCUCAAAGGAGGCGCAUUCGGGGCAAGGAGGGCAGAGAGAGACGAAGCGAGAGAGGAGGAAGGCGGAGAAGGUCAAGAGCAGGGCCGAGAGGCAUGCCGCGGAGAGGGCCGAGGCCGCGAAGAAGCAGGUAGUAUGAGAGUGACAAGUGACGAUGUAGGAUAUCGUGUGUUUAUGCAGCAAAUCAGACAGCCGCUGUUGUACCAGAAGCCAGCAUUUGCGGGUGGUUUGUUAUAUUCCUUGUAUUCGUAUUCGUAUUAUCGUCUGGAGCAAUACAUGGAGCGGUCGUAGUAUACAAGGCUGAGGGUAUCGCAACGUCUCAUCAGUUUGCCGUCCCUAGAUGGCCAGAAACUCCAAAUCCUAUGCUUCAAGCGAGCAAUUCCGUGCCU
Messenger RNA from Didymella exigua CBS 183.55, 1070 nucleotides. Its product is annotated as nucleic acid-binding protein. Gene Ontology annotation, biological process: translation. The transcript has a single exon. Lineage: Eukaryota; Fungi; Ascomycota; Dothideomycetes; Pleosporales; Didymellaceae. Gene Ontology annotation, molecular function: structural constituent of ribosome. Bases 158 to 820 code for a protein of 220 amino acids. Gene Ontology annotation, cellular component: mitochondrion; ribosome. The record is from RefSeq and is a predicted model, not a curated record.